Messenger RNA from Gloeophyllum trabeum ATCC 11539, 869 nucleotides. Its product is annotated as 60S ribosome subunit biogenesis protein NIP7. Lineage: Eukaryota; Fungi; Basidiomycota; Agaricomycetes; Gloeophyllales; Gloeophyllaceae. Gene Ontology annotation, molecular function: RNA binding. The transcript is spliced from 6 exons. Gene Ontology annotation, biological process: ribosomal large subunit biogenesis; ribosome assembly. Bases 75 to 617 code for a protein of 180 amino acids. The record is from RefSeq and is a predicted model, not a curated record. Gene Ontology annotation, cellular component: preribosome, large subunit precursor; nucleolus; nucleus.
CUGUCAGUGCUCCUCGUUAUCCUCAGACUUCAGACGCAAGCAGGAACCGCGAACGCUACUACUGGGGAAGAAACAUGCGCCCGUUGACAGAGGAGGAGAGCAAGCUUGUCUUCGCGAAGUUGGCCAACUUCAUCGGCAAAAACUUGAUACAGCUCAUUGACCGGCCAGACGAGCCAUACUGUUUUCGGCUGCACAGGGACAGGGUUUAUUAUGUCUCAGAAGCUUCUAUGCGCCUUGCUAUCUCGGUAGCACGACCAAAUCUCGUCAGUCUAGGGACGUGCUUUGGCAAAUUCACGAAAAGCGGCAAGUUCAAGUUGCAAAUCACCGCCCUGGACUAUUUGGCACAAUAUGCCAAGUACAAGGUGUGGAUAAAACCUAACGGCGAAAUGCCGUUCUUGUAUGGAAAUCAUGUAUUGAAGGCCCACCUUGGGCGGAUAACGGAGGAUACACCGGAGCACCAGGGCGUUGUGGUCUACAGCAUGAAUGAUAUUCCAUUGGGGUUCGGUGUCACUGCUCGAUCAACUGUGGACACUCGGAAGUUAGACCCCACCGCAAUCCUCGUGUUCCAUCAAGCUGAUGUCGGUGAAUACUUGCGGGACGAGGAGACACUGUUUUGAUUUGGAGGGUCAGGUAUUCUUCAUCUUGCUGGAUCUAUAAGGCCGUGCGGUAGGGAUAUCUCAUGGACCCACUAUCAUACAUAGACGACUCGGUGUUGAAGUGCUCAGCUGAGUUCCUAAUGAUCUGGCACCUGUACAUAUUAUAGCAUAGACAAGUCCAGACUAAGCCGUGUAUUCCUAGCAACACACCCUUUAGUGACAGGUCGAGCAAUGCUGUAAACACAUGUGCAAAAUUAUAGUGGUCACAACGUG